This is a messenger RNA of Pygoscelis adeliae (Adelie penguin), 1032 nucleotides long. RefSeq names its product processing of precursor 5, ribonuclease P/MRP subunit (S. cerevisiae) (gene POP5). Lineage: Eukaryota; Metazoa; Chordata; Aves; Sphenisciformes; Spheniscidae. Gene Ontology annotation, cellular component: ribonuclease P complex. The transcript is spliced from 5 exons. The record is from RefSeq and is a predicted model, not a curated record. Gene Ontology annotation, biological process: tRNA 5'-leader removal. The coding region runs from base 1 to 624 and encodes 207 amino acids.
AUGGCGGCCCCGCCACCUGCCACAGCCAGAGAGGGUGGCUGCAGCACCGGGCCUGGCCUCACCGUCUUCCCCGGGACCUUCCCGCGGCUCCGGUCGGACGAAGCGGGGGCUCCGUCCCGCGCCGCUGACGCCGCGCUCUCCUGCAGGUACGUGCUGUGCGAGGUGGUCUCGGAGGACCCGCGGUGCCGGCAGUGCAUCGAGGACCGCGCGGUGGGCCUCGCCGUCAGGGACGCCGUCGGGCGGGUGCACGGGGACUACGGCCUGGCCUGCUGCUCCAUCUCCUUCACAGUGAAGUACCUGAACGCCUACACUGGGACCGUGCUCCUGCGGUGCCGCAAGGACUCCUACAGGCUGCUCUGCUCCGCGCUCCCCUUCGUGAGGCAGCUGGAGAGCCGGAACCAGCGUUACCCCUGCUCCCUCAACACCUUGCACGUCGGAGGUACUAUAAGAACAUGUCAGAAAUUUCUAAUUCAGUAUAAUAGAAGACAGCUGCUGAUGUUGUUGCAAAACUGUACAAAUGAAGAGGAAAGACGGUGUAUACAGAAGUCCUUGUUGAGCUGUUCCCUUACAGAAGAGCAGUCUCAAAGUGGAGAUGAAGAUGAUGAUGGCCCAGAGACAGACUGAACGUUACUAGUUACUGUUCACCUCUGUCCUGUACUUGUGUAAUCAAGAUGUUACCAGUUAUCUUCAGAGUUAAGCAAAGCAGGGGACAGAAAAGGCAUCUGUUUGUAUUUAGACUUCAUUCCCCCGUUCUGAGUGUUCUUAAAUAAAUAAAUUUUAAAAAAUACGGUUUUACUUAAGUAGUUUACUUGCCUGUUUCACCCCAGGAGUCAAAACCACCUGCACUCCUAAGGAGUGUAGCAGCUCAAUGUGAUCUUCAUGCUGAGGUAGAAGUGAGCUUUAGGCAGUUGGCGUAAACAAGGAAUGUAGUUAUUCUCCUCGAGUACAGAAAAAGCAUUAACAUCUUACUGUUUUUUUUACCUUAUCUUCAAGUGCACCUGUUAUCCAUAGGGCUAUCCAUGGUUUUGAGUC